AUGGCUCCAAAAAAACUAGACGAAGGAUUAUUUCCUGAAUUCGUGGGUUUUGAUGAAUUGACGGAAAAAGGUAAAAAAGGGGAAAUUUCAAUAAGUCUUUCUGAAUCACAGUACGACGAAGAUGACGAUUUCGAACACCCAAGAGAGUAUGAACCAACUUUGGCUGAUAAAAUUGUCAAUUAUCUUCUUUGCAGGCCAGAUUUAGCAAACAGAAAGUUGGAAUACAAGCCUGUUUCGUUUGGUGGUUUGUUUGGAGAAUUCACAAGUUGUAUGGUUCAAAAGAGAUACUGGGCAGUAUUCUACAAGCGUUUAAAUUUUUCAGUACAUGUGUUUCUCAGUGGCAUGUACAAGAAUCACUGCCAGGAUGCGGAGCUAUUUUUUACAAGCAGUUCUUCGUCAAAACGCUGCAACAUUGACCGUAUUCGAGAAGGGAUUGGAGAUAAAUUAGGGCUGCUUGUUCGUGGUACAGCAAUGUUUUUUACAGCUUUAACUAUUUCAUUUAUAUACCAAUGGCGAAUUGCUCUUAUAAUGUUUCCAAUUACACCAAUUUCUUGUUUUAUGAUGGCUCAACUUGCGCAGACGUUGGAAAAUUUGACUGAGAAAGAGUUGGUGGGAGUUGGUAAGGCAGGUUCGAUAGCUGAAGAGGCUAUAUUAGGUGUACGGACUGUUCAGGCAUUCAAUGGUCAAGAUGAACUUGUUAAUCGAUAUGAAGAAGAAUUGAGUAAAGGAAAACGAUAUGGAAUUAUUAAAAGUGUAUUUGGUGGUUUGUCUGGUGGCGGCUUUUACCUCUUCUUGAAUGUAUUUGCAGGAGCAGGAAAUUUAUACGGUGGAUACUUGCUUCAUGAUGGAAUAAUGAACAAACCCGGAGAUGUGUUUACUGCAGUGAUGGUUAUGCUUAUGGGCGCUUAUUUUCUUGGUCUUAUCAGCCCACAUUUGAUGGUGAUGCUUAAUGCUCGAGUAUCUGCCGCUAUCAUUUAUCAAACAAUUGAUAGGACACCAAAAAUCGACGUUUACUCAAGAUUAGGAAAAAAACCAAAAAAUGUUCGCGGAAGAGUAGUUUUCAAAAAUGUUCAUUUUCGAUAUCCUACACGAAAAGAUGUCAAAGUACUGGAUGGACUAAACGUCGAGAUUGAGGCUGGCAAAACAGUGGCGUUCGUCGGUCACAGUGGUUGUGGUAAAUCAACUUCUGUGGGCCUCUUGACUAGACUGUACGAACCAGAAUUUGGUGCAGUAACUAUUGAUGGAAUAGAUGUUCGAGAAUAUAAUAUUGCAUACUUAAGAAAUGUUAUAGGCAUUGUGCAACAAGAGCCUGUUCUUUUUAAUGAUACUUUGGAGAACAACCUUAGGUUUGGCGCGCCAGAUGCAACUCUGGAACAAAUGAAAGAGGCUUGUCAUAUGGCAAAUGCUAAUUCGUUUAUCGCAAAACUUCCACAGGGUUAUAAAACUCGGAUUGGAGAAGGAGGAGUUCAACUUUCUGGUGGUCAAAAACAGAGGAUUGCAAUUGCUCGAGCUCUUGUAAGAAACCCAAAAAUUUUACUUCUUGAUGAGGCUACCAGUGCACUAGACGCUCAUUCUGAAGCUGUUGUUCAGGAAGCUUUGAAUAAUGCAGCAAUAGGACGCACAACUAUUAUGAUUGCUCACCGUCUCUCUACAGUGAAAAAUGCAGAUAAAAUUUGUGUAUUUGAGAAGGGCACCAUUGUUGAACAAGGAACCCACCAUGAACUGGUUAAAUUGGGUGGUCGUUAUGCUCAACUUGUUAAAGCACAACAGUUCCAACAAGAUGACGAUGAAGAAGUGGGGGAAAAAGAAAGAAUAAAUGAGGAUAUCAGUUUUGACAACGAAUCAUCUAAACGACUGCUUGGUAAACGAGCUUCUAUGAUUCGUAGUUCACGUACAAGCAUCAUGUCUGAUCAUUUCGGUACCGAUGCUUUUAUUUGCGGUAGCAUCCUUAAUGACAGCUUUACAAGGAACAGUGUUAGUGUUUCGAUGCGCGGUCCAUAUUUGAUGGAGAACAUGGUUGGUGCAGUUCCAGAACCACUACUGGAAAAAGAAGAGGAGUGGUCGCCAAGCAUUUUUCGCAUUUACAAAGAAGCUAAAGACAACUAUUUGACUAUGAUACUCGGGACGUUUUUUGCUAUGGUUUCUGGUCUUCACCUGCCGUCAAUAUGCCUCAUCAGCAAAUUUAUUUUUGAAUCUUUUUUAACUGUAAGCUACGACGAUCACAUGAUGCACAGAUUAUAUAUGGUAAUGGUGAUGUUUUGCAGCUGCGGUUUUGGAGUUGCCGUACUUCAGGCUUUUGCGGUAGGCUUUUCAUACAGCACUUUUUAUGGAAUUGCUUCUGAAAAUAUGGCUCUUUCAUUUCGGGUGCGGUCAUUUCGCAACAUUCUUCUUCAAGAAGCUGCAUAUUUUGACCAACCAGAACAUACUCCUGGAAAAUUAAUUACUCGUUUAGCUUCUGAUGCUCCGAACGUUAAAGCCGUGAUUGAUUCUCGUAUGUUGCAAGUGGUUUUUGGUGUAACUGCGAUUUCCAUCAAUACAGUUAUUGGUUACGUUUACUGUUGGCAGGUUACAACUUUAGGACUUACCUGUUCGCUGUUGCUUGCUGCUCUACAAAUAGUACUUUCAAAAAUGAUUUUGAAGAAAGAUAGAGAGCUUGUAGAAAUUGAUGAAGCUGGAAGGUUGGCUGUCGAAAUAUUUGAAAAUGUCCAGACGAUUCAACUUUUGACAAGGGAGGAAGUUUUUCACAAAAAUUAUGACACAUCUUUGAAGCAACAGAAAAAAUUUGAAAUUUCUAAAGGUUGGAUUGAAGCUAUGAAUUUCUGUGUAUCUCAAACAUUCCAAUUCUUUAUGCAUAUCCUCACAACUUCUUUGGGCAUACACCUUAUGAAUAACGGUUCAGUAGCUGCAGAAGAUACCUUUAUCUCGAUUAUUGCAAUGUUCCUCGGUGCCGUUGGAAUCAUGAAUGCUGCAUCGUACUUUCCAGAAUUUGUCAAGGCGCAGAGUGCAUCGGGUUUGCUGUUUUCGACAAUGAGUCGGGUCUCGAAAACCGGCGAUUACAAACAGGGGGAAAAAAUUGAUUUGAAAGGUAACGUAAUGUUUGAAAAUGUGAGCUUCUCUUAUCCCUUGAAACCAAAAGAUCCAAUUAUGAAGCAGUUGCAAUUUACUGCAACUAGGGGGCAAACGGUGGCUCUCGUAGGUCCGUCUGGUUGUGGCAAA
Enterobius vermicularis (human pinworm) is the source of this 3216-nucleotide messenger RNA. The record is from the annotation of a GenBank genome assembly. Lineage: Eukaryota; Metazoa; Nematoda; Chromadorea; Rhabditida; Oxyuridae.